Danaus plexippus (monarch butterfly) is the source of this 662-nucleotide messenger RNA. Its product is annotated as peptidyl-tRNA hydrolase 2, mitochondrial-like. The record is from RefSeq and is a predicted model, not a curated record. Gene Ontology annotation, molecular function: peptidyl-tRNA hydrolase activity. The transcript has 2 exons. NCBI's taxonomy places the organism in Eukaryota, Metazoa, Arthropoda, Insecta, Lepidoptera, Nymphalidae. Gene Ontology annotation, cellular component: mitochondrion; cytosol. Bases 159 to 644 code for a protein of 161 amino acids.
UCUGUAGUCCUUUCUGUCAUAUUGUCAACCUAUAUUCGUUUUAGGUUAUGGAAGUGUAAUAUCCAUAAAUUAAUAAUAAAACAAAAUAUAAUUGUAAAAGAUAGUGAAUUUUAUAAUAUAUUUAUUAAAUCAAAGUAAUCAUUACGUUCAAAAAGAAAAUGGAAUUAAAUGUUACAUUCCUUUCUGGGUUAGGAUGCGGCCUUUGCCUCGGUUUAUCUCUUUUUGCAUUAAAAAAAUACACAGGACUCUUUUCUGAUACAGCAAAGUCUGUUAAAAAGUUUGUAUCCAACUCCGAAUAUAAAUUAGUAUUGGUCGUUCGAACCGACCUGGGAAUGGGAAAAGGCAAAAUGGCUGCUCAAUGUUGUCAUGCGGCUGUUGGAGCCUUUGAGAAGGCAAUCAAAAAGGAUCCUGAAGGAUUAAAGCAUUGGCAGAAGACGGGACAAGCUAAAGUAGCUGUUAAAACGGAUUCAGUAGAUGAGAUCAAACAAAUUUUGGACAAUGCCAAGAAAUUGGGCAUCAUCACGUCUUUAAUAAGGGAUGCUGGAAGGACACAGAUCGCACCCAACUCUAUUACAGUGUUGGGUGUAGGUCCAGCACCCAAAGAUGUAAUCGAUAAAGUUACCGGACAUUUGAAGCUCCUGUAAUAAACAAAUUAGGAUUCA